GUGGAGAAUUAACUGAUGCCUCUCAGUUUUGUGUGUUUGUUUAUAUCAAGACAAAUAGCUAGCAAAAAUUUAGCUGAUUAGCUAGAAAGCUAGCCCGUUAUGUUUACAGCAAUAAACAGAAGAAGUUUGGGACAAUUGCCCUGUCUGGCCCAGAGGUUUCAGAGUACUCUGGUAAUAGCAGAGCACAACAACAACCAGCUCACACCCAUCACACUGAACGCCAUUACUGCUGCCAGCAAGGUGGGAGGAGAGGUCACCUGCUUGGUGGCUGGAACCAACUGUGCCAAGGUUGCAGACCAGAUCAGUAAAGUCCAGGGGGUCAAGAAGAUUCUAGUGGCUCAACAUGACUGCUACAAAGGACUGUUACCAGAGGAAUUGACUCCUUUGAUUCUUGCUACCCAGAAACAGUUCAACUUCACACACAUCUGUGCAGGAGCUUCUGCUUUUGGGAAGAAUCUCCUUCCCAGAGUGUCAGCCAAGCUGGAUGUUGCAACUCUCUCUGACAUCACCGAGGUCAAAUCUCAAGACACCUUCGUUAGAACCAUUUACGCUGGUAAUGCCCUGGCCACAGUGAAGUGCAAUGAGAAAGUCAAGGUGUUCACAGUGAGGGGAACUUCCUUUGAACCUGCUGCUGUGGAGGGAGGCAGUGCUGCUACUGAACAGGUUGCCUCACCCUCUCCUGCGGGGAUGUCAGAAUGGCUUGAGCAGAGCCUGACCAAGAGCGAUCGACCAGAGCUCACUAGUGCCAAAGUGGUGGUGUCCGGAGGACGAGGGCUGAAGAGCGGUGAGAACUUCAAACUGCUGUACGACCUCGCUGACAAAAUGGGCGCUGCAGUGGGGGCUUCCAGAGCUGCUGUGGAUGCUGGCUACGUCCCCAAUGACAUGCAGGUCGGCCAGACUGGCAAGAUUGUAGCACCUGAACUCUACAUCGCAGUGGGCAUCUCUGGAGCUAUUCAGCACCUGGCUGGGAUGAAGGACAGCAAGAUAAUCGUUGCCAUCAACAAAGAUCCAGAGGCACCUAUUUUCCAGGUAGCUGACUACGGUUUGGUGGAGGAUCUCUUCAAGGCUGUUCCUGAGAUGACUGCAGCAUUGAAGAAAUGAUCGCCAUCGUGAUCCAACCAAGAUCCUAUAAUACUCCGAAAUCUGAAGAUGAAACAUUAACCACUUAUAAGCUGCCAGAACAAAAGAAAAUCCUGCCUUAAACUGCAUUUCAUGCUUCUUGUGCAUUUUGAAAUAGGUGCUUAAAAUGUCUAGAUCUAAUACAUCUUUGAUUGUGGUAUAUUUUUAAUGAAUAAUAAAGCUCGUGGAUAUGCUACAA
Salvelinus namaycush (lake trout) is the source of this 1318-nucleotide messenger RNA. Its product is annotated as electron transfer flavoprotein subunit alpha, mitochondrial-like. The record is from RefSeq and is a predicted model, not a curated record. Gene Ontology annotation, molecular function: electron transfer activity; flavin adenine dinucleotide binding. The coding region runs from base 100 to 1101 and encodes 333 amino acids. The transcript is spliced from 12 exons. Lineage: Eukaryota; Metazoa; Chordata; Actinopteri; Salmoniformes; Salmonidae. Gene Ontology annotation, cellular component: mitochondrion.